Letharia columbiana is the source of this 654-nucleotide messenger RNA. RefSeq lists its product as uncharacterized. Bases 1 to 654 code for a protein of 217 amino acids. Lineage: Eukaryota; Fungi; Ascomycota; Lecanoromycetes; Lecanorales; Parmeliaceae. The record is from RefSeq and is a predicted model, not a curated record. The transcript has a single exon. Gene Ontology annotation, molecular function: nucleic acid binding; RNA-DNA hybrid ribonuclease activity. Gene Ontology annotation, biological process: DNA replication, removal of RNA primer.
AUGACGGUCAAUCCACUUUUUGGUCUCCCUCCUAUCCCUCACGAUCGUGCCGACGGUCUUCGCCGCUUCUACCCCAGCUCGCCAACAGCCAAGCCUGAGGACCUCUACCAUGACUCCAUCAACGCCUGUACCCUUCCUGGCCUUCGUUUUAUCCGCAACGACAAUUCCCGCGAGAUGCUCAUCUUCAUUGAUGGCGCCUGUUCGAACAACGGGACACCACAGGCUCGUGCGGGUUACGGAGUCAAGCUGAGCGCUCGUACCAACUUUGGCAGGCGACUCGAAGGCAGUGGUCCGGAGACAUCCAACCGUGCCGAGUUACGCGCUGCUAUUGUCGCACUGGGGCUGAGGAUUUGGAAUGGCGAGGGUUUUGACAAGGUGGUUUUGGCGUGCGACUCGGAGUAUGUGGUUAAGGGGAUAUCGGCGUGGGUGUCCAAAUGGAAAACGAAUGGGUGGCGGACUGCUCAGCGAACUCCGGUGGAGAAUAGAGACCUGUGGGAGAUGUUACUUACGGCAUUGAGGAAGCAAGAUGAUCGAGGAGUGAUGGUUCAAUUUUGGCUGAUUCCGAGGGAAGACAACGAGGCCGAUCCUUACGCCAAAGCGGGCACGCUUGCAGAGAAAGAAGAGAGCAUGAGCGAAGUAGUGGGAGUUUUUUGA